CAACGUGGACAGAGGCUCGUUUUCAUCCCCAGGAUACCCGAUUAGCUAUCCAUCAAACCUUGACUGCAAGUGGCAAAUCAAAGCAGAAUCAGCAACAAACAGCACACUAAUAACGGAAAUUCUGCACUUCAAAUCGGAAAAACGCUACGAUGUCGUAGAGUUCGAGGGGCGCACCUUUUAUGGAGAUGCUCCUCAAACGUUCAGUUUGUCUGGCACAACGAAAGUUCGCGGCAUCAUCUUCAGAUCAUCGGAGGUGAAUGUAUCAAUGACGUCUGAUUCAUCUGCCGAAUUCAGCGGGUUUUUACUGGCGCUUAAAGGCAGUAUCAGCAUAGUUGGUCGACCCUCAUGUGAAGUUUUCAACAGUAGUCUUUUCGACUGUGAAGACGGAUCCUGUGUAUCUCCAGAAGCCAGAUGUGAUAGGCACAAGGACUGCCUCAGUGGACGAGACGAGCAAGAUUGUGGUUUUUGCGGUGAGAGGAUCUUCAACGUGGACAGAGGCUCGUUUUCAUCCCCAGGAUACCCGAAUAGCUACCCAUCAAACCUUGACUGCAAGUGGCAAAUCAAAGCAGAGCCAGCAACAAACAGCACACUAAUAACGGAAAUUCUGCACUUCAAAACGGAAAAACGCUACGAUGUCGUAGAGUUAGAGGGGCGCACCUUUUAUGGAAACGCUCCUCAAACGUUCAGUUUGUCUGGCACAACGAAAGUUCGCGGCAUCAUCUUCAGAUCAUCGGAGGUGAAUGUAUCAAUGACGUCUGAUUCAUCUGCCGAAUUCAGCGGGUUUUUGCUGGCGCUUAAAGGCAGUAUCGGCAUAGUUGGUCCACCCUCAUGUGAAGUUUUCAACAGUAGUCUUUUCGACUGUGAAGACGGCUCCUGCGUGUCUCCAGAAGCCAGAUGCGAUGGGCGCGAAGACUGCCUCAACGGACGAGAUGAGCAAGACUGUGGUCAACCCUCAUGUGAAGUUUUCAACAGUAGUCUUUUCGACUGUGAAGACGGCUCCUGCGUGUCUCCAGAAGCCAGAUGCAAUGGGCGCGAAGACUGCCUCAACGGACGAGAUGAGCAAGUUUGUGGAUCAAGGCAGAUCUUCUUGUAUCGGUGCAUGCAGAACUUGCAUCAAACUUCCUGUUGGCUAGGCUGGAAUACUCACACCAUCCGCAGACUUCCCAAGCUAACGGUGAAGAUGACAUUAGCGAAAGGCAAUUUAUCUACUCUGCAUUCCGGCACUUUCAGGGGCUUUUUCCUGCUGCGUUAUCUCCACAUCAGAAACUCCUACAUCCAUUCCAUUAUGUCUGCAGCCUUCGAAGGACUCGUCAAGCUCCAGAAGCUGUAAGUUUACCGUGAUUACCGAUGUUGUCGUCAUAAAAAGCAGUACAUACUUUCUUUGUAUUUCAAAGUUCUCUUUCAUUAACUUAGAGUAUUCAAACCGCCAACUGAAAGAUAGUGUAUUCCAUUUGUUGUCGCAAUUUCACAAAUUGGCUGAUUACAGUGUAUAAUAUUCACUGCAACUUACAUUCCACUCACCUGUUUCAUGUUUGAGUCAACUGCUUCGUGAUAAAAAAAAGCAGCGUGGUAUUUUCCAAGAUUAAAUCGAUGAUCUUGUAAUUUAUCUUCCGUAAUAUGAACUACAGGGCGUUUGUAGUAUGCAAACAACAUCCGCGGGGUGAGGGUGGGAAACAGGCGCGACAGUUUUCAACUGCCAGGAGUGAUCAGUGAAUUUGCAUUGGAGUAAUGCUCCUAGACAAUGUGGUGUUGCGGAUUCAUGAAAAAGGGAGGUUUAACGUGUGGGAAUCGUACUUUUUGUUGACGAUUAUCCUUUCACCAGGUGGCUUGGAAACAGCCACCAUAUUUGGACCAUACCAUUAUGCUCUGGGUUCGAUUUCGAAUUCGCAAUGUUUUCGCUGUAAGAAAUUGUUUAAAUAAAAUUUAACUUCUCACUGAUCGAAUUAUUUACUACUCUACAUCUUUCAAUUAUUUACUACUUUACAUCUUACAAUGCGUUUGGUGAAUUUUUGUUCUGUACAUUUUUUUAAGGUUUAACCGUUCAUUAAUGGAGACUCCCACAACACAACCUUUGCAAACACUACACACAAGAAAUCAGCGGCUGUUAACGAAAUGUAUAGACGAAGUGAAAUGAACUCUUAUACUACGGUCGGCGGACCAUCGUGAAAAAAAGAACAAAAUAUUUGUUCUUUCGAAAACAACAGCAUUUAGGGCGGAAAUAUUUUUACAGACUAAGUAAGAUAUUUUAGGAUUCCCCCCAACAAGUAAAUAAUAUCGUAGUAAUGUAGUAAUAAUAUGGAAAUGUGAAAAAAGUCUGUUAAAACGGGACUAAUGAAUGAAUAAGAUAACAUUACUGGUAUAUCAGUAUUCAAAAAGACCCCAAAAAACCUAACUUAGAACAAACACUAAAGAUUGACA
Molecule: messenger RNA, 2418 nt
Organism: Acanthaster planci (crown-of-thorns starfish)
Lineage: Eukaryota; Metazoa; Echinodermata; Asteroidea; Valvatida; Acanthasteridae
Product: membrane frizzled-related protein-like
Molecular function (GO): protein binding
Source: RefSeq, a predicted model, not a curated record